This is a messenger RNA of Onychomys torridus (southern grasshopper mouse), 2004 nucleotides long. RefSeq names its product double homeobox protein B-like. Lineage: Eukaryota; Metazoa; Chordata; Mammalia; Rodentia; Cricetidae. Gene Ontology annotation, molecular function: DNA binding. The coding region runs from base 538 to 1587 and encodes 349 amino acids. The transcript is spliced from 6 exons. The record is from RefSeq and is a predicted model, not a curated record.
AACAAAACACAUUUUUAACAAUAUGUAUAUAUUGAAAUGUGACUUUUGGCUGCACUCAGUAGAAAAUUGGCAAUAUUAAAUGUUCAAACAAUUUUGAAAAAUUAACGUCUGACUAUAAUGUAAAACAAACUAGAAAACUUGAUGGUAGAAUACCUAGACUUUAUAGGAUUGGUGGAGAUGUGUGUGAUGGUUAAAAUGAUCACUGCCUCUACAGGGUCUGGGCUCACUUAGAGGUAGUAAGCUCCUGGCACACCUGUGAGUUAUCUUGCUUAGGUUAAUUGGGGUGGGCAGACCCACUUUCAAAAGAGGCCACUCGGUUCCUGGGACUCAGGCUUGGGUCCUGGACUGCACUGAAAAGGAGAAAGCUAGCUGAACAGCAACAUCCUUGGCUGUCUUCUUCCUGACUUCGGAAACAAUGUGACCAGCUGCUUCAGGCUCCUGCUGCCUUGACUGCCCUGCAUGGUGGACUGACUGUGCCCUGGAACUCGCAGUUGGGCAGUUGGGUGACUUGCCUCGUGGGAUCCCGGUGACUCCAGUAUGGAUCUAAGCUGCCCUUUUGGCCUACUGGGAAAAGAAGUCCGGAGAAAGAGAAUUGUUCUGAACCAGAAUCAAAAGGACACCCUUCGUGCAUGGUUUGAAAAGAAUCCCAAUCCUGAUUUAGCUACUAGGGGACUUUUGGCUAAGGAACUGGGCAUCUCAGAGUCUCAAAUUAUGACUUGGUUUCAGAAGCACAGAAAAAUACAGAAACAAGUGGAGUUUGAAUAUUGCUUUGAAGACAGCCAAGCCCAGGGACGGGAUAAACCUAAAGUUAAAGAACCUGGGAGGAGCCGGACACAUUUUACAAAGGUGCAGAUUGAUAUUCUAAUUGAAGCUUUCAAGACUAAUCGAUUCCCUGGGAUUGUUACCAGGGAAAAGCUGGCUCAAGAAACAGGCAUCCCGGAAUCCAGGAUUCAUAUAUGGUUUCAGAAUCGGAGAGCUCGUCACCCAGACACCCAUCAGGGCACUCAGGCAACUGCUCAGCUGCCUCAGAACAGCCAGGCCCCUUCCCUGAAGACUCCUGAUCAACCUCCUCCAACUGUCACCAGCAGCUUGUCAGUCACACCAGCCUUUUCUCCCCCCGACACACAAUCUGGCCCUUUGGAUCUCUCUAGAGGUGGUCAGAAGCAGUCAUCAAGGACCACGGUACCACAGCCGUCCCAGGUUGUACAGGGAAGGGGUGAUGGUCAAAGUUCCUCAGUGUUUAAUGGCCACUUAUCACCGAUAAUAACUCCAGGACGGGAGGGCUUCCAUCCUCAGGCUCCUUUACGGCUCCCAAUCCAAGAAAGCUGUCCAGAUCCCAGUGAGAACAGUGGUUUGGCUGUACCACCCUUAGACGAUUCUAGUCAGGCUCCAGCUGUCAAUCAACUGGACCAGAAAGAUUUUGCCUUUCUGCAGCACUGGGAUGAAUGGUUCCAAAUGAUGCUUGCUGAAUGGAUACCUGACAGAGAAUACUGGUCUUCUGGUAAAUCUGAGCUGCAUCCAUGGCAGAUUCAGCUUCAGGAGCUUGCCAGUAUGCCUCAUCAAGCAGAUAAAACUCCACAGCAGUAGGGUUAAGCCUCAAGCCGUUUCUGUUAAUUCUGUUAAUGAACAUGGGUUCAUCUCUUCGAAUCCAGGCCUACCUGUGGAUGACUGUGAAUCGCUUGGAAAGCUUCUCAGAAGGUUUUCAGGUUCUCUUUCACAGAGGGACUUUUAUCAGUGACGCAGAUUCAGGAGACUGUCAAGACCCUAAUCCAGGACGUCUGGCCUUGGGUUUGAAAUCAGGGGAUAUUUAUAAUGAAGAGUAAAUACACUGAAUCAUGAAACUAGUUCUAUUCAGUAAACAGCAUAAACCACUUGGACACAGAAAGGAAGCAGUGAUUAAUUUUAAUUUAUUUUUGAGAUCUGGUCUCACUUUUAUUCAGGCUGGUUUUGAGUUCCAGUACCACCUCUUCCUGAGUAGCUGGCACCACAGGUAUGUGCCUCCAU